Panicum hallii is the source of this 737-nucleotide messenger RNA. RefSeq names its product protein PELPK1-like. Bases 93 to 359 code for a protein of 88 amino acids. The transcript has a single exon. NCBI's taxonomy places the organism in Eukaryota, Viridiplantae, Streptophyta, Magnoliopsida, Poales, Poaceae. The record is from RefSeq and is a predicted model, not a curated record.
CAUGCACGGCUCCCUCCUUCGCGGCCUCACGAAACAAGCUAGCGUUUUGUACACUCACCACCACCAGCUUAAUUAGCUCCCCGAUCGACACCAUGGCCUCCGUCUCGCGCCUCCUCGCCGUGGCGCUCGUCGUCGUCAUGGCCGCCGCGCUCCUCGGCGGCGGCGGAGACACGUGCCACGCCGCCCGCCUCCUUGCCGACCUGCCGCUGCCCGAGGUGCCUGGCGUGCCGAUGCCGACGCUGCCCGAGGUGCCGGAAUUGCCGAAGCUGCCGAUGCCUGAGCUGCCGGGCGUGCCCAAGGUGCCCGAAGUGCCGGGCGUGCCUGUGCCUGAGGUGCCCGCCGUGCCCGCCGUGCCUUAGGUGCUGCCGGCUCCCGGCGUGAACGAACCCUCUCCCGCGCCGCGUGCCCAUCGGCCUAGACGACGCCCGUGCGCAAGUGCCGGCGCGGGGGCCGGGGGGGUGGUACUCUUCUGUGUUUAAGUGUGUGUCUCUCAUUCCGUCGUGAUAUCUGCUACGUCGUUGUAGGGUAUGGAUGUGCACACGGUGCGCGUGUAUGUAACACCAUAUAUAGACUGCUCGACCGAUGCAUGUCACUAGCUGUUGUGUCGGUGUGAGUAGUAACUUUACAUCGUUGCAUGUUGCCAGGGCUGCAAAGUUCAGUGUAACAUGUAGAAGCAGUGUGGUGCUGUAUAUUGUUGUUGUUACCUGAUACUAACGUGAUGUGUAAUCGUUUUUACA